Messenger RNA from Camponotus floridanus (Florida carpenter ant), 603 nucleotides. RefSeq lists its product as uncharacterized. The record is from RefSeq and is a predicted model, not a curated record. The transcript has a single exon. NCBI's taxonomy places the organism in Eukaryota, Metazoa, Arthropoda, Insecta, Hymenoptera, Formicidae. Bases 1 to 603 code for a protein of 200 amino acids.
AUGAGUGCCGACCUGAAGGCCUUAUUAGAGGCCCAGAACGACAUCCACGGACGAAUGUCUCGCUCCGUGGAUAACCUCCGGAAGAUGGGCGUCACCAACAUCACCGCCGGUGCCGUCCACGCUCGUCUCACCAUCCUCGACAACCUCUGGGCAAAAUUCGAGGCUCAACACGAGCUCAUACGAGCGACGCUGAAAGACAGAUACAUGGAGAGUGAGUACGCCAAAAGUGACUUCAUAGAUACCGCGGAAUGUACGUACGUCUCACAGCGGAGCACGUUGAGCGACUACGCUGACAGGUUACGGGCCGAGUCAGCUGUCGCACCAAGGAUGGAAUCGAAGUCGGACUCUUCUCCUAAAACCGCGUUGCCCCGCAUAAAAUUGCCGCCGUUCUCAGGCGCCUAUGAAGACUGGCCUUCCUUCCGGGACCUCUUUUUAUCCCUCGUAGGAGAAAAUCCAUCGGUCUCGAACAUUGAGCGGUUCCAUUACCUUCGUUCCUGCGUGAAGGGAUCUGCGGAGAAAUUAAUUCGGUCGUUAACGGUCACAAGCGAGAAUUACGACCGCGCAUGGGCGAUCUUGGCGAAACAUUUCGAGAAUAAAAAGUAG